This is a messenger RNA of Amblyraja radiata (thorny skate), 7212 nucleotides long. RefSeq names its product family with sequence similarity 174 member B (gene fam174b). The record is from RefSeq and is a predicted model, not a curated record. The coding region runs from base 45 to 485 and encodes 146 amino acids. NCBI's taxonomy places the organism in Eukaryota, Metazoa, Chordata, Chondrichthyes, Rajiformes, Rajidae. The transcript is spliced from 3 exons.
GGGUCUCCAGGAGGACGUACGGACGGCGGCUCGAGCCGGUAACCAUGGCCGGAGCAUCUGCCUGGGUCGCCAUAUGUCGCUGCCUCUAUCCGUUGUCCGCGCUGUUGCUACUGGCGGUGCAUCCGCUGCUCGUGCCGGCUGUCAUGCCCGUCACCGACCUCCCGCCACCCCACAACCGCUCCGCGCCGCCCGGGGCCCACGGCAACGCCACCACCACCGCCCAAGCCUCGUCCGUCGCCACCGUCCUCGCCAUGCUGCGCCACUACCCCGCCCUCGAGGGGCUGGUGCUCGCCUCCUGCGCCGGGGCGCUGCUGCUCGUCGUAUGUCUGAUGGUCAAAGUGUUCAGGUCUAGAAGAAAAUAUAGGAAAACAAGGAAAUAUGACAUUAUUACAACACCAGCAGAAAAAGUAGAAAUGACACCACUUAAUGAAGAGGAUGAUGAUGAUGAAGAUGCAACUGUGUUUGAUGUGAAAUACAGCAGGUGAAGGUUUGUUGGAAAUGCCCAUUACAUGGAUGGCCAAUCGCACUGUGCCAACCACCAGCCACAAUUACCAUCUGGAAAAACAACUGGGUUCCACUUGUCAUCUGUGUUAACUUUUCAUUCAGUAUCUUGCGUAAGAGACAGAAGUGCAAAGGAGAUUGUUACAUUGUCAUCAGCAGCACAAUAUUCACGUCUGUUUCCCAUGGACUUUGUAGAAAGAUUUUUUUUCUCUCCAAAACUCAAGAUAUUCGGGUGUACAAUUUGAAAUGCGUAGUAUUGUAUCUUAUGGUAGAAACUUUGUAUUUAUUCUCUAUCCAGAAUAUAUUAUCAGUACCACAAUGCUGAGGUGAAGUGGAAUAUAGAUUUAAGUGUUUUGCUUGGAUACAUUUUAGUUUAUUCUUUGAUUUUAAAAGAAUAUAUGUGUGCCACUAGGUCAUGAUAGCUUUCAGAAACAGUCGCUUGAUCUGAGCGUACAGUAUAGAAUACCUGCUGCUGUGUUGUGCUUUCAGAAUUCAGUUCUAUUAUCAGUGAAACUCCAUUUUGAAAGUGGAAUGCAAUGCACAGCCGCUACUUUAGGUGCAUGUUUAGCACAAGCAAGACAGGGCAACUUUCUAUUCCCUGGUUUCUAAACCAAACGUACCUACAGUUGGACAGGUUAACAUUGCCUCUUCAGUUGGGGAUCAAUUGACUAACAAUUGAAUUUGUAUGCAUUGUGCACUCUUGAUGUGGACUAAUCAAAAUGAUCAAUAUAAGCAGAGUAAAAACGGAAGCGGUGAGUUUUCUGACGAGCUGGCUUAAUAUUUAUAACUUGGGCCAAUUUGAUAACUUGCUUUUGCUUUUAUUACACGGGUGCACAAUGAAUUAGAGCUACAUAAAUGCUUUUCCCAAAGUCGUUUACUGAAAUAUGGAUCCAGGUAUUCAAUUGUAGUGGAAUGACAUAUCAAUUCAUUCAAAUGGUAACCAAGCUCGGCUUGAUGUAUAGAAGCAAGUCCUGUUAUAAUUUAAUAACGCCUUUCAAGUUGAGUUGAAUUACUCUAAUCAUUUCACAUUCAGACAAUACACUGGCUGACUGCUUUCUUGAAAAGAAACAUACUGUGCUCCAGCAUGAACUUUGUUGAGGGUGGGUCACCUGCACUAUUCUUCAAAGGAAAUCAUGCAUUACAUAGCAUUGUUGUUGCUGGUUUACAUCAUGAACCAGUACUAUUAAAUAACAGGGAAAGCAACAUCAUGCCAGUCGUGGGUUCCAAUACCUUUUCACUUAGUUGUGGUUUUGUUCAAUGUAAAAGUUUCCAGCACUGACUCUGAUGAUAACUGACUUGUUACCAGCAUCCUAUUCAAAUAUCUCACAAGUCGUAAUGUUCUUUGCAGGCUGAACCUAUAAUUGGAUGAAUGCAAUCAUAAAUUUCUCAAAUUUCUAUUUUACUUUAAUUUUGAUGAAGGGCAAGAGAUUUUCUACUGUGUAGCAAAAUUCAUAUUACACUCGUUUACCACAACACUACAUAUUGGUCCUAAAAAGAUGUUUCUGAGAUGUUCAAUUUUAUAACUAUUAGCUCAAUUCUAUUUUAUUUUGUUAGCUCAAAGGAAUCUUCUGGUGGUAGAAUAUAAAUAUAUAGUAUACUGUGAAAAGAGGGGGUGGUAUAACAAAAGGUGAUUUUAUCGGAAUUCUUUAAAGAAAACUUAAAGCACAGUGUCUACAGACAUUUUAAUCAGUUCUCUAAUUAGAUUUUGGCCUCAGUGAAGUGGAAAAAAAGAUGUUGGCACAAAAGAAAAUGCUUAAGCAAUGUUGCACUAAUUCUGCAAGAAGAAGAAUGCUCCUACCUUUUACAGCGUGUUUUAAUCUGAUGACCCAGUACUAAAGAGCAUGACUGAGAAAUGCAGCCAAGCCCUGCUGGAAUAACACGGCGAGUAAAAUCGGCUGAAAUAUAAUUUCUAUGGAAAGUUGUAGUUGUUAGAACUCUCUUCCACUGCUGCCCCCAUUGGCGAAAACCCAAACUAUUCUUUCGGGAUGUUACUGCCUAGAACCAACUAACUUGGCAGGUCAGUUAAAUUAUUACUCUGUCAAUACCUUAUAAACCACUCUUGCCAGCUUUUUUUUGUUCUUUACACCUCCACAUAUCUAAUGCUCAAAAGUCAGCACUGGUAAAGAAUAUCGAUGCUCAUUAAUGGAGAUUAUGCCGCAACGUGCUUAAAAUUCCCUAAAGUGCAGUCAAAGAUAGGAGGGAUGAAAUCUGCAGUUAGACAAUUUUCACAUUAUUUUAAGCGAGCAUACUUCAAAGAUUUUGUAUCCUUUGCCAUACCCUGCAAUCCCGCCAAUAGUACUCAUUGUAGUCUGUCCUGAAUUAGCGAGACUGGGUUCAGCAAACUUCCCUUUUCUACCCGCUAUUUAUUAUGUGCAUCUGAACAUUGAUUGAGAACAUGACAGAAACAUUUUCUGGCUAACAACUUGGUCGCUUUGAAGAGGUACCAGAGGAUGGGGUCAGGAUUAGUCCCUGGCAUGUUGUCCCAACAAAUGAAAAAUUUGCUGCUCUUUGUCAAGAAAUGUUGUGUAAUCCCUUCACAAUGUUAGACAUUCUCUUCUAGUCAUUGAGCUACACUUUAGAAAUGCAGCCAUUGAUGCCGUCAGCACUUGUCAUCAGCACUUGGAUAUACAAAUGUCAUCAGCACUUGGAUAUAUAAAGUUCACUUUAGUUUAUUGACACGUGUGCCGAGAAACAGUGGAAAGCUUUUGUUGCGUGCUAUCCAGUCAGCGGAAAGGCAAUACAUGAUUACAAUCGAGCCAUUCGCAGUGUAUAGGUACAUGAUAAGGGAAUAACGUUCAGUGCCAGGUAAAGCCAGUAAAGUCUGAUCAAGGAUAGUCCGAGGGUCACAAAUGAGGUAGUUUAAGAAGAUCAUGGUUAAAGUAAGAAAAGUUGCUGACGGAAUAGAGAUUUAAGUGUGGAGCGAUUGUAAUAAUGUGAUUGAAGAGCUGCUACUGUGGCAAGCACGCAAAUAAUAGCCGGGGUUGGAUGCCAUCUUGGAAGCAGACAAAACGUGCCCAAUUGGAGGAGAUGGAACUUUAUUACAACCAUGUCCCUCAAUGAGGCAAUAUUUGAGAAGAGAGAUAAUAUUUAAGCAACAAGAUUGAAGUCUCUUUAAACGGAGUAAUGCGAGGACUGUCUUGAGAGGAGUAGGUGGGAGAGUAUAUUUGCCUUAACUUGACUUGGGAGUGGACAGAAAAAUAGCCGGCAAUCCUGGACACACACUCAUGUACUGGGUAUGGUUGCUCCUUACUCAGAGUAAUCAUAGUUGAGGGAGAUCAGGUUGAGGCAGAUACACAUCUAUAAAAAAAUGUUCAAUCAUGACACAUGACCAGUUUAAGUCGGGUUUAAGUGCCAUUUUGUACAAUAUAUUGACAAUCAGCAUCUCCCUGAUCAUUGACAUUUUAGUCAAUGGACCUUUAUAACCUUUGUACAACCAAUCUUUCAGAAGAACUUGGAAAUGAACAGAAAUUUUAUGUGUUUGAAACGUUUAAAAUCAGUUGGUAAUUGCAUCACUUUAUUCAAUAAUGAAACAACCUUUGUCUUAUGUUUACAGUUUGUGGAAAAUAAUAUUUUGUCUAGAUUUUACAGCGUAUAUUUUUCAUUAGGAGUAUUGUGAUGCUUGUAUUCGGAGCAGUUAGUUGGAGUUGCUUGGAGAACUGAAUAGAGAACUGGAGAACGUUCAUUGCAAUGUUGUUUAAUUCCUUCAACAUGCCUUAAGUCAAAGUGAAAUGAGCUUGUUGAUGAAUGAGGCCAGUCCAUCUUCAGCCAUUUGUAAUACAUAAGGACUUUUGGAAAUUAUUCACUUCUAUUUUACUACUUGCAAGAAUAUAAGGAUCUAGUUUGUAGUGACACACUUUUAAGAGAUAGUUAUAUUAUGGGAAGUUAAGGGAACGUUUUUCUCCUUUUUGUAAUAGUCAUUGGGCAAGAUAGUUUAAACAGAAUUUGAAGCUGACCAUAUAACUGAAUUCAAAGGUGAAACUAAAAGUGUCUUGAGAGAGCACCAAGUUGAUAGGCCACCUAUCCUCCUCAACUUGGAGUCCUUUGUCUCAUUGACAUUAUCCUUCAUUCUUCUCCACUGUUGGCCAACCUUAUUGAUUCCCCUUAUAGGAUAUCCCCCUCACUUGAUAAUCAAUGCAGUGAUAAUCAAUUCAUACAACACGAACUCCACUGCACGUGUCUCCUUAGUAUUUCAAAACCAUUGUAGAUACUGAGGACAGGUUAAAACCUUUUAAGCAACCAGAAAACAAUGAAUUUACAAAACUUGGAAUACCUUACUGUGAUUAACACUUGUAAUCGAUUUGUAAACUUGUGAUCGGUAAAACAAGAUAAAGCCACAUAACCUUGCUGCCCUGUAAGGUAACUCUCUUUAAUCGUUGAAGGCUUUUGUAUUUAAUUCCAUUCAGGAAAUUGCCCAAGAACUGAAGGCCAUUGGAAUGAACACUUCCUUUACUUUCUUGAGUUUAGGGCAACACCGUUGUGCAGCUGGCAGCUGCCUCUCGGCGCCAGGGGCCUGGGUUUGAUCCUAAUCUUGGGUGCUGUCUGUGUGGAGUUUGCACGUUCUUCCAAUAUCGCAAAAGAUAUGCAGAUUUGUAGGUUAAAUGCCCUUAGUGUGCAGGGAGUGGCAUAACAUAGAACCAGUGUGAACAGGUGAUUGAUGGUUUGUGUGGACUCGGUGGCCACCGGACCUGUUUCCAUGCUGCAACUUUUCAAUUCAAGUGCUGCUACUUGUGUGUCCUUUGCAUUCCAUGUAUACAAAUAGCCACCAGGUGGCAUCUGUGGAACAAUUGUGUCAGACUGAUCCUUUCCAACCAGGGUAUGCAGUCAGGCCCAUCAGCUCAUUGUCACGCCUGGAACUAGCACCAGAGACAGCAAGGGGAUGGGAGAAACUUAUUUCAAGCUUGUCCUGAGAUUAAAACAAAAGUACAGUGUAUUUUCAAGGAUUCAAGCAGCUGCGGAGAGAAAGUUGGAACAUUUCAGGUCUAAGAUCCAUCAGGCUGAGAAAGAGAAAAUAAGCUGGUGUAGGUCACAGUGCAGGCGGGGGGGUGCAGAGGGUAGAGCAAAGGGAAUUUUCUAGUGUAAAAUAUUGUAGCUAUAGCUAUUAAGGGGUGGCACGGUGGCGCAGAGGUAGAGUUGAUGCCUUACAGCGCCAGAGACUCGGGUUCAAUCCUGACCACGGAGUUUGUAUGUUCUCCCCAUGACUUUGUGGGUUUUCUCUGAGUGCUCCGGUUUCCUCCCACACUCCAAAGACAUGCAGGUUUGUAGGUUAAUCGGGUUUGGUGAAAUUGUAAAUUGUCCCCAGUGUGCAGGAUAGUGCUGGUGUACGGGGUGAUUGUUGGUUGGCACGGACAGGCUGAUUCCCCGCUGCAUUUUUAAUGUCUAAAGUAAAUGGGCAGUUUAGCUCCUUUGUGUUAACUACAUUUCACCCUAUCAGAGAAAUUCCCUCAGUGAACAUUUUGUCCCUCUAGAUGCCGCCUGACUUGCUGAGUUUUUCUCAGGGAUUUCCAUAUGCUAGUGGUCUUGGAUUAGGUAGAAUAUGACAUUGGAAAGUCAUAUUAUCAAUUAAUUCCUCUUGAUUUUGACUCAUGGCAUUAAUCCUUUUAUCAACAUGCUGUGCAGCCACUUGCUUUGUCUUGUUUCCCAAGUAGAUGACAUUACACAAUGAAAACAUACUUUGAAGCCCCUUCUCUUUCUUUUGAUUGAUCAAAUUCUACACUUAGAGAUAAAGAUCCUAAAGGUGGUGUUUAACCUUUUGUUCUCAGACUACACCUGAGUGGAUUGUUUAUUUGAUGGAAAAGUCCCAUCUGUAAGAAUACUCAAUUGCUAAGGUAAGGCAAACAGGACAUUUUCAGGUUGGAGUUAAAAUCGAGGGGGAAAACAUUACAUCCCUUAAGUGUGUCCAGCACUUUUGUUCAGGAUUCCAGCAUCUGCAGAUUCUCGUGUCUCCACAAUUACAUGAUUGUUGGAUAUUGUAUUUUUUUAAAUUAUCUUCAAAGAAAGUAAUUGUAAAGCAUCUACUCCAAAUGCAAUCGUAUGUGUAUGUACUAUUGAAAUGGAACAUUUGGCAUCGCUGACAAACUUUGGACAAGUGGGUUGAGUAUAAUCACAGAUGCAUACUUGUACCUAAAUAAGAAGGUCCCUGAAUGUAUCUUUCAGAGCAUACAAUAUCAAUUUUAAUUCCUGAUCUUAAAAUGUUGCGUUCUGUUCUUUCUUACUUAUUUCUGUUUGUUCUCAACUGAUAUGGAAGUGUCUUAUUUCCCACAUGUGUUGACCAAAUGUAUGAAGCUACUGAUUCCUAGUGAUUUUUAACCGUAAAUUAUCUUGACGCUUUUUAUCAUAUCUAAUCUACGGGGAAUUGGGACAAUUAUUUUGCACUUUGACCUUAUAAUACUGUUACAGUACCUGUCUUUGUAAUGAUUAUAUAACACUAGUUUUUGAGUUGGACUUUAAAUGCAACUAAUUUAUGUUCCAUUUGGUAUGUGUUACACUGGAGAAUUAUGAGUGAGAAAGCUCAUGUUUGUCAAACUAUAUCAGCUUGUUUUAUGUAGUUUCUGGAAUAAUUCACACUGGAUUUUUUGGGUUGACUUUUGACGUCUUAUUUGAAAAGAAUGUAAAAUAUUUAGAAAAUAAUAUGUAUUAUUAGCAAAUCUCUGAUUUGAUCAUCUUGUUGUAAUUACUUAAUCUAAUCUGCCAAUAAAUAUCUUUAGUGCAUUA